This is a messenger RNA of Esox lucius (northern pike), 1955 nucleotides long. Its product is annotated as synaptotagmin-7. The transcript has 10 exons. The coding region runs from base 43 to 1710 and encodes 555 amino acids. Gene Ontology annotation, biological process: cellular response to calcium ion; regulation of calcium ion-dependent exocytosis; regulation of dopamine secretion. NCBI's taxonomy places the organism in Eukaryota, Metazoa, Chordata, Actinopteri, Esociformes, Esocidae. Gene Ontology annotation, cellular component: synaptic vesicle; synapse; membrane. Gene Ontology annotation, molecular function: calcium ion binding; clathrin binding; SNARE binding. The record is from RefSeq and is a predicted model, not a curated record.
GGGGAUGGGGGGGCACCGGCGAGUCCCUGUCGCAGUGACAGUAUGAAGAGUAUGAUGUCAGGUGGCGGAGGCCUGAUGUCAGGGGGCACCAGCAUGGUGAUGUCUGGGGGCAAGGCCGGGAGGUGGCAGACUGUCCAGGGACACAUGCAGUCAGGAGGACUCAAACCCAGCAGUCUGGGUGACUCCCUGGGGGCUCUGUCCUCUGCUUCCACCCUGGAUGCCCUCCCCUCCACUGGGCCUCUGGCACGGCCACGCACCCUGCUGCGCCAGCAGAGUCUCCAGCAGCCCCUCGUCCAGCCGCCCGCUCCGAGCCUCACCCACCUCCCACCCACCUCCCAGAGCCUUGGUCAACUACACCAGGUGCCCCCUCUCGGGCAUGGCCUACCCGGAGGAGGUGGGGUAGGCGGAGGGGUCGGAGGCUCCAGGGGGGCGAGAGGAAGCCCUGCGGGGUCAGGCGCCUCACGGUGCAGAGGAGGGGGAGGAGCAGGAGGAGGAGCAAGAGGAGGAGCAAGAGUCGGAGCGGGAGGCCGUGGAAACCCGGGGUCGUGGGACCACAUGAUGGGCCAGUUGAAGAACAGAGGCCUUGAUGCUAAGUCUUUCCUCGAAGGGAAGAUGGUGGUUCUGUCUCUGGCCAUUGGUUUGGCUGAGCAAGAUGACUUUGCCAAUAUCCCUGAUCCAAUAAACUCCAUGCAGGAAGCUCCACCAGCCAAUCAGGAAGCACUUCCUGCUCCUCCUCCUGACAAGAGGGGUGUGGGGAACAAGGCAGGCAACAGUCCCAAAGGUCAUCCCCCUGACAGCCACUCCUCUGUCACUGACCUGGCCAACUCACUCACCGGAGACAUGGUCAUGCUGUCCCCGGGCUCUGAGGAUGAUGAUGGUGAAGGAACCAUCAGUGAGAAGCUGGGCCGGAUCCAGUUCUCUGUUGGCUACAGCUUCCAGGACUCCACCCUGACUGUCAAAAUCCUCAAGGGCCAGGAUCUCCCGGCCAAAGACUUCUCCGGGACCUCCGACCCCUUCGUCAAGCUCUACCUGCUGCCAGACAAAAAGCAUAAGCUGGAGACCAAGGUGAAGCGCAAGAACCUAAACCCCCACUGGAACGAGACCUUCCUGUUCGAGGGUUUCCCAUAUGAGAAGGUGCGAGAAAGGACUCUCUACCUGCAGGUGUUAGACUUUGACCGGUUUAGUCGUAAUGACCCCAUUGGAGAGGUGUCCAUCCCCCUCAACAAGCUCAGUGACCUGGGUCAUAUGCAGACCUUCUGGAAGGAACUCAAGCCCUGCAUGGACGGAGCUGGGAGGCGUGGGGAUCUGCUGGUGUCUCUGUGCUAUAACCCUACAGCCAACACCAUCACUGUGAACAUCAUCAAGGCACGCAAUCUCAAAGCCAUGGACAUAGGAGGAACAUCGGAUCCCUAUGUGAAGUUGUGGCUGAUGCACAAAGACAAACGUGUUGAAAAGAAGAAGACAGUGACCAUAAAGAGCUGCCUCAACCCCGUCUUCAAUGAGUCUUUCCCCUUCGAGGUUCCAGCCCAUGUUCUUCGGGAGACCACCAUCAUCAUCACCGUCAUGGACAAGGACCGGCUCAGUCGCAAUGAUGUUAUUGGCAAGAUUUACCUAUCAUGGAAGAGUGGCCCAGCGGAGGUGAAACACUGGAAAGACAUGAUGGGCCGGCCGCGUACAAAUGUGGCCCAAUGGCACGCCCUCAAGGCCUGAUCGCCCUGCCCACCCCUUUUCCCGGCCCUGCCCCUCCCCGAGUUUCAACAUCAAGCUCCUCCCCCUACCUUUAAGGUCCGCCCCCUGUUCUUAUGCACAAGACUGAUAGCUGCCAGGCUGCGAAACACGGGUACAAUUAGCCAUCUGCUCUCUUUACCUUUAAUCUCCUCUCUUCUCUCUGUCUCUCUCUAAUAUCUGUUCUAUGCUGUUAACGUUCUUCUCUUGGUUUUGGCUUUUUUUUUCUA